This is a messenger RNA of Fusarium odoratissimum NRRL 54006, 1556 nucleotides long. RefSeq lists its product as uncharacterized. The transcript has a single exon. Gene Ontology annotation, cellular component: intracellular anatomical structure. Gene Ontology annotation, molecular function: heme binding; FAD binding; oxygen binding. The record is from RefSeq and is a predicted model, not a curated record. Bases 22 to 1311 code for a protein of 429 amino acids. NCBI's taxonomy places the organism in Eukaryota, Fungi, Ascomycota, Sordariomycetes, Hypocreales, Nectriaceae. Gene Ontology annotation, biological process: nitric oxide catabolic process; cellular response to nitrosative stress.
ACCGGCCCAAAAUAAUUCAACAUGCUGGCUCGGACCAUUAUCUGGCGUGCUGGACGCGGGGUGCUCUAUCAGCUGCAUCGAAGAACGUAUGUCUCGACCGCACUGACUCCGGAGCAGAUCAAAGUCGUUCAAUCGACCAUCCCCGCACUGGAAAAACACGGCGUCGAGAUCACAACGCUCUUCUAUCGCCAGUUGCUAAAUAAACACCCUGAGCUCAAGAACAUCUUCAACACUGCCCAUCAAGAUACAGGCGAGCAGCCAGCCGCCCUCGCGCACGCCGUGUGGGCAUAUGCCGCCAAUAUUGAGAACCCUGAUGCCAUGAAGGCAGCCAUUUCCCGCAUUGGACAUAAACAUGCGAGCUUGGGAGUUACUGCAGACCAAUAUACCAUCGUCGGCCAAGGGUUACUCUCGGCGAUCAAGCAAAUCCUCGGGGACGGAGUUAAUUCAAAGGUCUUGGAUGCUUGGGAAGCUGCAUACCGCCAACUCGCCGAGUAUUUCAUUAAUUUUGAGGAAGGAUUGUAUCAAGAGGCCAUGGCGACACCCGGCGGCUGGAAAGGAUGGCGCAAGUUCUUCAUCUCUGACAAAGUGAGAGAGAGCGAGGAAAUUAUCUCAUUCCAUCUCACGCCAGCCGACAAGGGAGCCUUGCCAUCCUACAAGCCUGGCCAGUUUGUCAGCAUCCGAUGCUUUAUGCCUGAGCUUGGGGCAUACCAGCCCCGGCAAUAUAGUCUAUCUGACGUGCCAAAUGGAAAGUAUUUUCAAAUUUCCGUUAAAAGAGAAUUUGCAUCGGAUAUAAAACCGGCCGGCCGAGUAUCCAAUGUUCUUCACGAUUCGCUGCCGGAGGGGUCGGAGGUGGAUAUCAGCAUGCCAUUUGGUGAUUUCGUCUUGGACAUCAACAAUACAGCGCCCGUGGUGUUUAUUAGCGGAGGAGUCGGACUGACACCUAUGAUGGCAAUGCUGAAGAAGAUAACGGAGGAAGGAAAACCGAGGAAAGUGGUGUUCAUCCAUGCUGCACGCAACUCACGAGUCCAUGCUAUGAAAGAUACCCUUAUCGAGAUUGUGAGAGACCAUCCGGAAGUCACCCGCCUUGUUUACUAUGAGCGGGUUGAAGAAGACGACAUACUGGGGCUUGAUUACGAUCACGAGGGGCGCGUGGACCUUGCAGAGGUUAAGCAUAAGGUGAUUCUGCCAGAAGCGAAUUACUACAUCUGCGGGCCACGGCCGUUUAUGAAUUCACAGAGCAAGGCACUUCGGGAUUUGGGUGUUGAUGAGAAACACAUUCACAUGGAGGUAUUUGGGUCGCCAACUUCCUGAUGCUAUAUGGAAGUUUCCCCUUAUCUACAACAGUUUAACUUUUAACUUAACCCCGCAAUUCCAACUAUUCCCUGGCCAGGCUAUCGCGACAUUGCCAAGCCUGGUUCUCACACUCCUGAGUUCACGACUGGUUGCGCUCUGGCAGAUUGUUGCGUCGGUUAUAAGUACCCAAGCCCCAGCACUGUUUUCUUUGUCAUGCCAUUAGUAGUAUAAAGUCAGAAUUAGUGUCUCUCAUUGUCUUUCUG